This is a messenger RNA of Oncorhynchus tshawytscha (Chinook salmon), 7620 nucleotides long. Its product is annotated as sorting nexin-13-like. Bases 201 to 3242 code for a protein of 1013 amino acids. Gene Ontology annotation, molecular function: phosphatidylinositol binding. The transcript is spliced from 27 exons. Gene Ontology annotation, cellular component: early endosome. The record is from RefSeq and is a predicted model, not a curated record. Lineage: Eukaryota; Metazoa; Chordata; Actinopteri; Salmoniformes; Salmonidae.
CGAUCACAGGUAAACAUUGGACGAUGAGCACCCACAGGCUUGUCUGUUUUGAAAAAAAAAAAAAAAAACUCCUUGCUCUGUCAGUUAGUCCAGGAUUAGAUAGCUAAUACGAUGAGCUGAAGUUAUACUUGGUGACAAUACCGUGCUGGAAUAAGCUCUCUGGCUAGGUGGAAUAACCAACGUUAUGCGUUUACAUUAUUAUGAGUAACGACGUUGCUAACAGGAGAAUCUCUUCAGCUCAACUGAUUCAGGCCAGUCUGUCUGUGUGGGGAUGGGGGGGUCUAGGAGUGGUGCUGUUCCUCAUCACUUUUGGACCCUUCGCUAUCUUCUACCUGGCCUUCUAUAUCUGCUGCGUUGUAGGCGGUGGUUUUGCGGUCACUCUGUUGUUUGGGAAGACCAACUCAGAGAGACAUCUUGAGAAGUGUGAACACUCCUACCUGCCAGCCACGCAAACGGGUAUACUGAAGACGUUGGAUGAGAUGAGGUUGGAGCAGAAGCCUAUAAAGAUAGACAGGAGACUGACUGGCUCCAACUACAUAGACGAGCCUCUGCAACAGGUCAUCCAGUUUGCAUUGAGAGAUUAUAUUCAGUAUUGGUAUUACACUCUGAGUGAGGAUGAGUCUUUCCUGCUGGAAAUCAGACAGACUGUCCAGAACGCUUUGGUCCAGUUCUCUACACGGUCUAAAGAGGUGGACUGGCAGCCUUAUUUCACCACCAGACUGGUGGAUGACUUCGCUACUCACCUCCGAGUCUUCAGAAAGGCCCAGGACAGACUGGAGCGCAGGGAUGACAAUAAACAGAGGGACUUGUCGGAGGAGAUGGUGGAGUCAUUCUUUGAGGCGGAGGUAGAAAUGGAGAGGAGCGUCUGCAGAGACGUGGUCUGCACCUCCCUGAAGGAUGAAGAAGGGUUCCUGAGGGACUUGUGUGAGGUGCUGCUCUACCUUUUACUACCUCCUGGAGACUUCCACAACAAGAACAUGAGAUACUUCCUCAGGGAGAUUCUGGCGCGAGGCGUUCUCCUUCCUCUGGUCAACCAGCUGAGUGAUCCUGAUUACAUCAACCAGUUUGUUAUCUGGAUGAUCCGGGACUCUAGCUGUAACUACGAGGCGUUUAUGAACAUCUUGAAGCUGACAGACAAAGUGUCUGAGCUGGAGGCUGUUAAAGACAAGGCCCUGGAGGAACUACAGUACCUACGGUCACUGGACACCGCAGGAGAUGAUAUCAAUGUUAUAAAGAAUCAGAUCAACAGUCUGUUGUUUGUGAAGAAGGUCUGUGAGACCAGGAUACAGAGGCUACAGUCAGGGAAGGAAGUGGAUACUCUGAAACUAGCAGCUAAUUUGGGCAAGCUGUGCAUCAUCCCACUGGAACACGUCCUUGUUCACAACAUCGCCUUGCAAUUCUUUAUGGACUACAUGCAGGCGGCUGGGGCCCAGGCAGAGCUGUUCUUCUGGCUGACAGUGGAGGGCUACAGAGUAACAGCCCAGCAACAACUAGAGGUGAUGGAGGGAUGGCAGAAGGAUGGAAAGAAGGGAGGUUCCACUCAAGGACUGCUGAAGGCUGCAGCAUUAGGGGUCUAUGAACAGUACCUGUCUGAUAAGGCGUCCCCCAGGGUGCAAGUAGAUGAGGUGUCUGUAGUCAAACUAAGAGAGAAGCUACAGAAGGAAGGAGACCCCACGCCAGAGAUAUUCGACGAGAUCCAGAGAAAAGUGUAUGACAUGAUGCUUCGUGAUGAGAGGUACUACCCGUCGUUCAGACAGAGUCCCCUCUACAUCAGGAUGUUAGCUGAACUGGACAUGCUCAAAGAACCGUCUUAUAGAGGAUCAGAUGACGGAGAUGGAGAAUCGUUCAACGGUUCUCCAACAGGAAGCAUUAAUCUAUCUCUGGAUGACCUUUCGAAUUCCUGCCAUGACGACAAUAUACAGCUACACGCCUUCAUCUCUGACACAGAUAUGUGUGGGUACAACAGUAGUGGCCUUAAAAACGUUACCCUGUCAAAAUGCCUUGAUGCUGUAAGAAGCCUAGAUGCAGUGUUGUCUCCUAACAUUACAAGACGGCAGUCCAGGGUGUGUAAUGACCACGGCAAGACCUACGCCCUCUACGCCAUCACCGUGUGCCGCCGUAAUCACGAUGGCAGCGAGGACUCCUGGAAAACCUACCGUCGCUACUCCGACUUCCACGACUUCCAUAUGAGGAUCACGGAGCAGGUAAAGUUUGAGAACUUGAUGUCGAUACUGAAGCUGCCAGGGAAGAAGACGUUCAACAACAUGGACAGAGACUUCCUGGAGAAGAGGAAAAAAGAUCUCAACGCAUACCUACAGCUGCUGCUGAAUCCAGAGAUGAUGAAGGCCUGUCCUACUCUGGUUCACUAUGUCUAUGACUUCCUGGAGAAUAAGCAAUACAGCAAGGGCAAGGGAGACUUCGCACGCAAGAUGGAUACGUUUGUGAACCCGCUGCGUAGCUCGAUGCGUAACGUGUCCAACGCAGUGAAGAGACUGCCAGAUAGUCUGGCUGAAGGGAUGAACACUGCUGCUGACAACAUGGGACGUAUGUCAGAGAAACUGGGCCAGGACAUCAAACAGUCCAUGUUCAAGGUGCCUCCACUGCUCCCCAAGUCUGACGUUGACCCAGAGCACUGCCGAGUCUCAGCCCAGCUGGACGACAACGUGUGUGUUUUCCAGGUGGAUGAUAACAUCCCCCUGCGUGUGAUGCUGCUGCUGAUGGAUGAGGUGUUUGACCUGAAGGAGAGGAACCAGUGGCUUCGCAGGAACAUCAAGAACCUUCUGCAGCAACUCAUCAGAGCCACAUACGGAGACACUAUCAACAGGAAGAUCGUUGAUCAUGUGGACUUCAUGACAGCUCCAGAACAGGUGGCAGACUACGUCAAGAAGUUCAGAGAUUCAUACUGGCCCAACGGAAUCCUAGCAGAGUCUCCGCCCCGCCGGGACAAGAACAUCCGCAUGAGGACACGGGUCGCCGCCAAGACCAACCUAUUGGGAAUCAUGCCAGAUGAGUUGAAGCACAUCAUAGGGGCGGAUACGACUCGUAAAGGCAUCCUUCGUGUGUUUGACAUGUUCCAACACGGACCAAUGAAUCGUCGGCUGGUCUACGUGCUCCUAGAAGGAUUCCUGGAGACCAUGUUCCCUCAGUACAAGUUCCCAGAGCUGUUUGUCAAACUGCAUUCCCGUUCGCCGCGCACAGCCAGAUAUACACAGAAACUCAAGAGCACCUCCCUGAAGAGGUGACAGGAGAUUGGGAUUGGGCAGGGUACUUGGUGACACACACUCGCUCACACGCCGUGAGAGAACAGAGGGAGGAGGGGAGUAGUGGGGAGGGUGUGUAUGUGUGCUGGUGAGAAGAGGUGUGCGUGUCCUUCUUUCUAUGUCUAGAGGUGCUUUUUGGGCCAUCCGAGCACUUAACUCUUCCCUCCUCUCCCCUACAUGCCUCUCACACUCUCCUCUACUCACUCACACACACACACCCUCCUGUGCACAGUUUAGAGACCGCAUUUGUGUUUUAUUUUAUUUUUGUACUUUUUACUUCCUACUAAACUAUUUUAUUGUAGAUGUGUGGUCAGACUGACAGCUGCUCUGAUAUACACAGCAGCUGAUCUCCGUUACUGAUACCAGAGCUAUGUAUAGAGAAAUACAUGGGUCGUUCCAUGUAAUGAGCCCCUUUUGGGUAGUGUUUCCCAAACUCGGUCCUGGGUUCACAAUGAGUUUUUUUUGCCCUAGCACUACACAGCUGAUUUUAAGUAAUCAAAGCUUGAUGAUGAGUUUAUUAAUCAUCUUUGUAGUGCUAGGGCAAAAACCAAAACAUGCACCCCUUAAGGUCCCGAGGACCAAGUUUUGGAAAUGCUGGUUUAGAGUAAUUUGGUGGGAAAGAAAUGUAGAUUUAAUGAAGAGCAUAUUUUCAACCUAAUAAAAAGCAUAGUUUCCCAUCUCAAGAGGUUAAAGAAAAGAAUAACUGGGUGGCAGGUAGCCUAGCGGUUAAGAGCAUUGGGCAAGUAACCGAAAGGUCACUGGUUGGAAUCCCCGAGCCGACUAGGUGAAAAAUCUGUCGGUGCCGUUAAGGGCAAUUAACCAUCAUUGUUCCUGUAAGUUGCUCUGGAUAAGGGUGUCUGCUAAAUGACUAAAAUGAAGAAACAAAGAUGCUAAAUGUAAGUGCCAGAUAAAGUAACAGGGUUGACCGUUACAGGGUUGACCGUAACAGGGUUGACGAUUUAACCUUCAAUCAGCCAUAAAUCCCUUGUGACCGGGGGAAUGGAAGGCUCUUGUGUGCAACAGGGAGUGGCAAUUGAAUGCCAGCUUCACAAAAAACAAUGAAUUGUUAAAACAUUUUUAGCCUGUCUAUCUAUGGGUAACAGGGUUGAUGUGUUAUGCUCAUCCCGCUCAGUUUUCCACCACAAAACAAGACAAAAUGGCAAAAAUGAGUAUAACCAGCUCAUCUGCUUUUACAUUAUAAUUUUACUGUUAAAUGUUCAAUUUUUCACUUGAAUUUAAAAAAAGAAUAGGAUAGUUCAUUUAACAGGGUUUACCUGAAUGAAUCACAUUAAAUAAAUACUCUUCACAAAUUACAUUGUCAAAGCAACAAUAUAACUUUGGCUUCACAGUGAUGGUGAAAACAUGGAGACAUUUCAUCUUCCUAGAAGUCACAGAGAGUGCACGGAGGGACAUGGCAUAAUGCAGAAUUGUGGCACUUUAGAAAGUCUAUUCAUAUUCAAAAUCAAAUGUAUUGAAUUGUCCAUGUGGUCACUUCAUUUAAUAUAACAGGCUUUUAAAGAUUCACUAUGCAGAAAUUGAAUUGAUCUGCCAUUUCCUGGUUGCGCAAAUUCUAAUAGUUCACCUAAUUUCAGUUUGUGACGAAACAAGCAAGUACAGGGAAGAGAAUCAUUGUACUAUGUAAACCGCCUUGAAAUAGCUUUUCGAUAACCCAAAAUAUUGUAUUUUCAGCUGUUUGACGCUGGUGUACAAAAAAAAAACGAAUGUUAAAGUUGCUAAAUGAAACUUAAGACCGUGAAGCAUAGAAAUAACCCACAUAGAACAUAUAUACUGCUUCUAAGACUUGCUUUCAAUGAGUGACAGAUCUAUAACUCAUAUUUCUGUGUGAAUUUGGUCGGGUCGCCCAAAAAGUAAGAUAUUGCAGCUUUAAAAAUCAAUAUUGCCGCACAAUUUCUACUAAAAAUAUCAAAGGGAUGCAAAAGGGACUCAUUUCGUAGAACGACCCACAUAGGUUGAAUGGCAUAUGUUGUGUAUAUACUGUACCUGUACAUAGAAAUAGAAUGAAUAGAUUCUUUUUCUACGGGUGUCUAAUAUAUAUAUAUAUAUAUAUAUAUGGGUCUGACUUGUACUGUAAGCUUUUAAACAGCAGAAGACAGAUGAGGAAAUAGAGACAGAGAAUGGGCCUGCAGUGUCAACCACAUCCGGUUCUGCAAGGCGUUUUUUCACGUUUUUGUUAUUUUGUGUUUUUUUUUACACAAUGUGACAUCCAUGCCUGCCAUAAUCCUUUCACACAGGGAGGCAGGGUUUGGCCUAAAGGCCAUUUCCCAUUUUUAAUGCACCGGUCAGUAGCCAUGACAACCAAAGCCCUAGCUGUUUGUGUGUCUGUGUCUCGACAGGCAGGAUAGACAGCUCUAGUCUACUCACUGUGCUUCCUAUUGUUAAUCAUGUGAAAGAAGAAGAAACCAGAAUGCACAGCUCACCUGUGUUCUCUAGAGCUGAGACCUGGGUAAAUUUGAAAUGGCACCCCAUUCUAGUGCACUGCUUUUGGACAGACGGAUCCUAAUAGUAGUCCACUUUUAUAUUAGGAAUAUGGUGCCAUUUUGGACGAAGCCAGAAUGAAAUGAAACAGGCCAGACUGUGUGAAUGUUGCCGUCUGUGGAGGUGACUGUCUGUUGGGUAUCUACGCAUACACAGGUAUGCCUAUUAGAAUGUACUCUGUGGGUCCUGUCUGUCUGUGUUAGGUCUUUUAGAGGUUUUUGUGUGUUUGAGUGUGUAGCAGUAAGAUGCAGCCCUCCCCAGUCAGACACUGUGCCAGUGUGAGCUUUAGUGAAGCAGCCUUAAUACAGACCAAGAGACCAUGCUAUAGUAACACUCUCUCACUCACACACACACACUCGCAGCACUACGUUACAAAGAGAAAACCCACUGAUAUCCCUAAUUAAUCACACUUUUAUUGUCAUUCAUUUUGUGCAAUAUUUUUCUUUAAUGCAUGUGUAUUUGAAUAACUGUAUAUUGUAUAAAAUGUAAACUAAAAUGUUUUGAAAAGGUGAAAGAAUUCUCCCCCUUCCCCAAAGAAAAAAAGUAUUCUAACCCCAACAACCUACAUUCCGAUGUUAAAAAAAAAAUAAUGUAUUUAGACUUGUUUUAUAAGUCUGUUUUUUGGGGGGGUUUGUCACUCCUGAUGAAUCUGUGGUUUCCGUGCUGAUGUGUCAGUAGCAGGAAAGAGGAGUGAUAAGCCAGUCGAGCUAAAGCCUCUGGAUAGAAAGCUAGCUCAUUGGUCUAGCAAUAUAGGAGAGGGGCUUAUUAUCCAUUUGAGCCUGUUUGGAGUGCAAACAAAAAUGACAUCCUGUUAUAUGAACCGAUGACAGGAGAGAAUUUGUCAUCUGACCAAUCGAAUUGCAGGAAUACUGUGUUCCUGUGAACCAAUAGAAUCACUGCUGAAGAGCACUUACUACCCGAGUUCUUCCAUUGGCCGAACAGAGCUCCAUUCCACUGCUGCCAUUGGAUGGAACUGUCCCUCGUCUGCUGUGAUUGGCUGGCAAUGAUCAGCUCUUGACUGUGAUUGACAGCGUGAGGACAUGAACUCUAAGCUGUGACACCUUUUUAAAGGGAGGUGGAUAUUUGUCCCUGGACUGGAGAGUUGACCAGGGGAACCCCAUAGGACUUCACCUUAAAAGCCUCCACACUCUCCUCCUGUUCAAGAUGGCUUGGCCGUUGAUGUUUUUUAAUCCCUUGGGGACAGGUUUUCAUAGUGUUUACCUCACAUCAACAUGAUCCUGUGUUGUAUAAAUCAUGAAAUGAAUGGGAACAGAAUCUAAUGGGUGAACACAAUGAGACAACACGGCCUCAUGUAGAUUUUGAUGAAACGUUGCUGUGAAAAACUGGGAUCUCCUAGUAUAUUAUGAAUCUAUGGUAAUGAACCGUGUGCAUAUCUGUGUACAGUACAUGUCUAUAGUGUGCCUAAAUGUCUGUCAACUCUAUUUUCAUAUUUUUCUUUAACAAAAGACAAAGAUCAAACAGAAUGUCAUGGUCAUUUUAGACUGAAAAGAACUCAAGACUCUAGAACCAGAGAAAUCUAAAGAUUUUAGAGCCAGGGGUGGGUUUUAGACUCUAGAACCAGGUGUGGCCAACCCUCUUCCUGGAGAACUACUGGCUUUUGCUUAAACCCUGCUCUGUUCUAAUACACCCAAUUUAGCCAAUCAAGGUCUCGAUGAGGAGCAGCUGAACCAGGUGUGUUAGAGCAGGGCUGGAGAAAAAUCCUGCACAGGAGGGUAGCUCUCCAAGAGCAGAGUUGGAGACCCCUACUCUGUGGUGUUUCUUGCAUCAUGCUUAUCAAACUAUUCCUUUGGAGACGCUGAACUCCGAUCAGUAUAACACUAAUAAUAAAAUGAUAACUAACUGA